Molecule: messenger RNA, 633 nt
Organism: Eimeria necatrix
Lineage: Eukaryota; Apicomplexa; Conoidasida; Eucoccidiorida; Eimeriidae
Product: ubiquitin-conjugating enzyme e2, putative
Exons: 4
Coding region: 1-633 (210 amino acids)
Biological process (GO): DNA repair; protein polyubiquitination; proteasome-mediated ubiquitin-dependent protein catabolic process
Molecular function (GO): ubiquitin conjugating enzyme activity
Source: RefSeq, a predicted model, not a curated record
AUGCAGAGGAAACGCCUGAUCCGUGACUUUCGCAAGCUACAGAGUGACCCACCAUUUGGUGUGAGCGGCGCCCCCGUACAAAAUGACAUUAUGCGAUGGCAUGCUGUAAUCUUUGGCCCAGAGGAUACCCCGUGGGAGGGAGGAACGUUCCAACUUGAGCUCAAAUUCACGAAUGAAUACCCCAACAAACCUCCACAUGUCCGCUUCCUCUCUCGGCUGUUUCACCCCAACGUCUACACUGACGGAAAUAUCUGCCUGGACAUUUUGCAGGCGCAGUGGAGUCCCAUAUAUGACAUAUCAGCGAUACUUACAUCGAUUCAGUCGCUACUAAGCGACCCGAACCCUAGUAGCCCCGCUAACCAGGAGGCCGCCCGCUUGUACGCGGAAAAUCGGCGUGAAUACAACCGCCGGGUUCAGCAAUGCGCCACAGAGUCUUGGAAGACGGUCGAAGCACCUGAGUCCGAAGCCUCUCGAGCAAUCACAAGUGCUACCGCUGCGGAGCAACCCGUGGACGCAGCUAGACCGUCUGCUUCCCCAGAGAGGCAUGUGGGCGAAGCCCCAACGGAGCCAGCGCCUGAUAACGGGGAGCACCAGAGAACUCAGGGGGAUGGGGGAGGCGAUGCCUCAUCUUAA